Molecule: messenger RNA, 3994 nt
Organism: Triticum aestivum (bread wheat)
Lineage: Eukaryota; Viridiplantae; Streptophyta; Magnoliopsida; Poales; Poaceae
Exons: 6
Coding region: 2186-3442 (418 amino acids)
Source: RefSeq, a predicted model, not a curated record
CCCCCUUAUAUACACGGGUUGGCGUCCUGCGGCUUACAGAGUCCCGGCCGGCUCAUAAACAGUGUCCGGCUCGGUGACUAGUCAAAUCUACCUUACAAUACAAGUCAUGCCAUUGUGGCGGUUUACUACAACGGGCCUCCAGUCGCUGGUGGCCUUUAGGCCCUUUAUUGAAUCGCCAUCUUAAUGCUUGGUCUUGGGCUUCUUUCUGACGAGUCUUCCUUGUGUAACUCGGCCCCUCCUAGGCGGCUUACACAAAUAGUUAUAUCCCCAACAUUAGUCCCCAGAUUGAUUUGAACCGGUUCAUGUCAAUCGUAAAAUACCUUAAAAAAUAAACUUUCAGCCUUCUGCUCGUGUAAAGGUUUUUAACCCGCCAUGAUGUCAUUCUCUGGAUCCGUGUUAGCCCGUCGUGACGUCAUCUUUACUUAAAUUCAUUUUUUACACCGCCAUAUCUUCCAAUGGAUCUUUGCUUUUACUGACCGCUCCGAAAACUGAGGCGUCGGGGCCGCUGGAUAAUGAUGUUUAGUCUCCUUGUUUCUCGCACCGUCCCGGUUAGCCCUUCCGAUAAAUAGGCUCGACCUAGGUCAUCUCCAUUUUCUUCCUCAGUCGUUCAUCUUCUUCCUCUCGUUGUCUCUCUGCUGCUCGAGUUCUGCCGCCGCCGUCGUCGCAGAUCUCCUCGUCCUCACCAACUCAGGUCGCUGCGUCAACCUGACUUGACUAGAAAAAUGCGACGGACCUCUACAGCAACUCCGCAUCUGUAAGUUUCCUCCUUCUUGUUGCUUAGAUCCGCAUUCAGUCUUCUUCGAGUUCGUCGGCGUUCGUAAUAGCUUGAGUCAAACCCUCGAUCGUUUUUUACCUCCAAUGCCCCCUUUUGAUCUUCAGAUAAUGUAGAACAGUUGCGGUGGUUAUUUCACACCCGUUUCCAACUGCAAAUAGAUCCCUUUCUGUGUACAGAAGCCUUGUUUAGCACUGAUGAACUUAUCUGUACUAGUUUUAGGUCUAGAAAUUUUUUCUUUUUGUGCACCUGUUUGAUCCAAAAUAAUAUCCGCCAACUGUGAAACCUGUUUCUGUUAAGCCCAUUUAACUCUAGCGGCCCUCCUUGCCGGUUUAAAAUAGACAACGUUAAUUGACAACCUUGCCAGCUCCUGGCAACUUAAAAUGUCUUUUAACUAUUACUGAUUCCCAUAGCGGCUUAAGAAACCAGAUAUAAUCAACCAUAUGUCAUUAGGCCCCUUCUUAAGUCGCCAUCUUGAUUAAACUUAACAUGCUUUUCUCUGGGUUAAAUUUGAACCGGAACAUCUUAUUUUGUUAUAGGCUUCAAUUUACGUAAUGGCACCCAAGGCUCCUAAAGCUCCCGUGACCUGCAACUUGUUUAAAUCCACUGUUACAGAGAGCAUCUUGUCUGAUUUUGUGAAAUCUGACCAUCUGCCCAAGACGAAGAAGGUCAUAUCUUAUCGUGCUCCUAACCCGUCGGAGGAGAAGCCUCAACCUAAAAAAGGGGAGGUAAUCAUGUUUACUAAUCACAUGAACCGGGGCUUCGGUCCACCCGGUUCAAAAUUCUUCAGGGAUGUUUUGCAUUUAUUUGACCUCAGACCUCAAGACAUCGGGCCCAAUUCUGUGUCAAACAUCUGCAACUUCCAAGUCUUUUGCGAGGUGUACCUUGGAGAAGAGCCCAAUAUACUUCUAUUCAGAGAGUUGUUCUAUUCAAACCGGUAGAAUGAACGUGCCAACGGGCCCAGCCUUGAACUUGGUGGCAUCUCGAUUCAGUGGCGGAGAGACUGCCUUUUUCCCUAUGCUGAACUGCCGAGUCACCCAAAGGAUUGGAAUCAGACGCGGUUCUACUGCCAAGCCACUUCUCCGACUGAAGAAAAUCCUUUGCCCGGCUUCCGUGCCCUGCGCCUUGAGUCCAAGCACAUGCUGCCGAAUAAACGGACUACUGUUGAACGUCUGUCACUUUCUCCCACUAUUAGAAAAAUCAAAGCUCUUUUGGGAAACGGCCUAGACGGCAUUGACUUGGUCCGAGUCUAGGUUACUUGGCGAGUGCUUCCGUUAAGCCGCCGCCCCGGCUUAAUGUGCACUUACUCCAGCGAGACAGAUGGCCCACUGCGUCAUAGCCCCGAUGACUUACCAGAAGAUGUGGUGGAAGCCAUGAUCCAAUCGUUGUUGAAAGAGGGCACGGUGAUUAGUAAUGCCUUUGGCUUACUUCCCUGCAAGAAGAACCCGGCCCCUGCUGUCGAUGACAACUUCUGGAAGGUCAAAUAUGACCAUGAGGCGACCAAACAAGCCAGAGCGGCAAAGAGAGCUGAAAGGAAAGCCGCCAAAACAGGAACUUCAAGGAAGAAGAGGCCAAGCGCUUUGGAUUUGCUCAAAUUGGAUGACACUUCUAAUGAAGAAGAGGAGGAUACGGGGAACAGCCAAGCAAUUGACGAAGAGCGUGCAAGUGAAGCCCAACAAGAGGGCAAAAAAGAGUAAGCCGUCCCGAGACCCGGUCGUGACUGAACCGGAGCUUGGCACGACUGCUCCUGAUAGUUCUACCCAUCAACCGCCGCCUGAACCAGCCUGUGACAUUCCAGCACCAACCUCUGAUCCACACAUUGAAGACACUCUCAAUAGCUUUGAUAACCCGGAAGCUCCUAGCCCGGUCAAGACAGUUGAUCCGGACAUUGAGAUUCUGAAGACUCACUUUGUUGAGCCAGGGCGACCCACCGUUCUUGCCAAGUGCUCUGCUAAGGAGGAACUUCUGGAACGCCGAAAGGCCAAGCUAGAUAUUGCUGACUAUACUCAUUUGAGUAUUGGAGAUAUAGUCUCUGGCUAUCUCAAUCAAGUACAUAGCAGCCGUGACCUGGAAAUUGGCAUGGUGAAGCAAAUAAAGCAAAAAUCUGAGGCCACCAUAAGUCAAUUUGAGUCGGAGAUGACUGACCUGAAGAACCGCCUGGCUGCUCAAGAACUUGAAAUUCAAAAGGCCAACUCCAAAUUUGAAUUCAGUGUCUGUGAACAAGAGAAGCUGAAGAAGAAUUUUGAGGCAGAGAAGAAAAUUUGGGCUCAUGAAAAGGCUUCACUGGUGACCCGGGCUGAGACGGCAGAGGCAUUACUUGCAGAAGCAACAACGGAGCUAUCCGGCUUAAAACGCCAGAUAUCUCAAAUGGUCUCAACAAUCUUUGGUCCUACGAGCACAAACCUCAAGCAGAACAUGUUGAUCAAGCUGAAGGCGGUUUAUACUCUUGUGGAGGAGCUCUACAGCGGGUCACAACGUGCUCUCGCCAUUGUAGCUUUAUCAGAUGACGUUCCUCACCUCCUGCAAAACGUAUUGAAACGGCUUGCUUCACUACCUCAACGGAUCCAAGAUCUAAGGCGGGCAUCCGCAAGAGCCGGGGCCGUAGCUGCGUUGAGCCGGGCGAAAGUCUGGAUUCCGGAACUAGACCCGACCGACCUCGCUCUUGGAUAACCCAGUCUUAAAGAAGAUGGGAUCGUAUUUGAUGGACAUGACUUCACCGCCUGUGUCAAAGUUAUACGCCCCGUGGCCACUCUUAUUGGGAACGAUACUGAUCUUACCAAGUAUCAGCCGGGCUAUGACAACGAGAAUCGGAGAAUCCCAACACCUCCCUUUGAUGAAGUCAGCCUGAUCCCUCCAACUCGUAAGCAUACCUUUGCCCCUGAAGUGGACCCAUCCGGUUUAAUAGAUGAUGAAGCCGAAUUUGAAGCCUUGAACGGCAUUGACCGGGCCUCGUCAACUUUCCAGGACAAAGCAGCCGACGGAGAAGCGGAGCAGGAUAACCCGGAGCAUUCAAGCCUGCCAAAAGAGUGAAACGCCAGGUGUUUAUGACUUUGCAAAACAAUGCUUCAUUAUUCAGACUCGGGGAGUCUUGUAAUAGGGUAGAAAAACCUCUUCAAUUUUGUCAUGCCUUCGCGCAUGUUUAUGGCGCUUAAUACUUUCGUAAACCGCCAUCUCUAUAUAUACUUCCAACUUAUAUUGAUCUUUUAUCUUCUUGAUGUCAAA